UGCUGUCUAACACUGGAGAUCACUGAUAUAGAAACUCUGGCUCACAGUCACAUUGUUGUCUCUCUUGUCACUUUGGAUCUUUAACAGUGCACCAUGUGUAAAGGACUCGCAACACUUCCUGCAACAUGCUUGAAAAGCGCCAAAGACAUCAAGCACAAAAUAAGCUUCUUACUCCAGAAACCUGAAACCCAUGCAGCAGAUCAGAAGCAGAUGAAAGAGAAGACUGCUGCUGCUGCAAAGAGGGUGCCUACUGCAGCUGAGGUGGAUAAAUGGAAGGAGUCUUUCAGCCAUAUGAUGAGCAGUGAAACGGGUCGUAUGGUCUUCACCAGCUUCCUGAGGUCAGAGUUCAGCGAGGAGAACAUGGACUUCUGGCUCACCUGCGAAGACUACAAGACGACUGCACCUUCCAAGUUGGCGACCAGAGCCAAGCAGAUCUACCAGCAAUAUGUUGAGGCAGAUGCUCCUAAGGAGGUAAACUUAGAUGCAUCGACCAGAGAAGUAACGAGGCAGAACAUGGAGAAUGCCUGCCCGUCUUGUUUCGACAAGGCUCAGAAGAUGAUCUACACCUUGAUGGAGAAAGACUCGUACAGGCGCUUCCUCAACUCCAAACUGAUCCAGGAAAUGUGUCAGACACAGACCACCGCAGCUCAGGAGAAGAAGGAGAAGAAAAACUGUGACUGUGCCGGGAACAGACAGGCGUUAACUGGUGGCGCUUAAACAGCAAGCGGACAGGACAGAGUAGAAGAAGGUGCCAAAGACUAAAAAUGUAUGAUGGUAGACACUGGUAAAGAUCGGCUUGUUUUUGUGACCAGUGUUUAUAGAAUAGACAAACCAGUGGUUUAGAAGGUGACUUAAAGGUUAAUGUGACAUGUGGUCAGGACUUUAUUUCUUUUUUUUUCCACAUGCUGUUAAUUCCUGGAAGCUUUUAGUCAUUUAAGUGUUUUAAAGUGGUUACUCUGUGUCUACUUGUGCUUAUACCAGAUAAAGAUUUGAAUAUUUCCCAUUUCUGCAUUCACCACCAGCUGUCAUGUAUUUUUCCAAAUCACAAAGGUUGAUAUUAACUGAUUAAAUAUUUAAUAUUUCAAAAGUACAAUAUAAACACAGAGAAUGUUUAAGUGUUUGUCGUAUGAAGUUCAACUUUUGCUUCAGGUUUCACUGCACAACAUAACCUGCUGUCCAAGUCAUGGCCAGGUUAUAUUGAUACAAACUUACAACAGAAAACAAUCCAAACACUCAACAGACACACCUUCAAAACAGCCCUGGAGGAGUGGAGCAGUGGAACAGUGUGAAGGAUUAGUUGUAUUUGAGUAAUAACAAUAUAAAUGUGUUACAUCUUUAAAGUCAUGUAUCAAGUUCUUUAUAAGAAUGACCCAAUUUAACUGUAACUGAACAUUAGACAUUACAAAAACAUUUGUUGAGUGACAUUCAGUGAUAAGUGUUAUAAAAGUAAAGACCUAUCUCUUGGAACUAUAUUGUUCUAUAUUAGUACUGUCACCACUUCAGUAAUUUGUUGGCCUAAAACCUGCUGUAUAUCUCAAGGCUUAACCACAGUAACCACCAGCUGUGCUGUAUAGACAAGAUCUCUGCACUGUGCAAAUAUGUAUGCAAGUAUGCUUUAACAUGGUAUAGAUUUUCUGCCGCAUGUCGCCAAACAGUAGGAAAAAAAGGUCAAAUUGUGACUUGGUUUUGAAUUCCCUGUAAGUCAAGUGUUCUGUUCAGAUUUUUAUUACUGUCAUUUGUGCAGGGUAACUGAGAUUCACAUGUUGGUGACCAUGCGUACUAAAACAUUUAACAAAGUGUAUACGGUGAUGGAUAGAAAACAAGACGCUGUAUGUAGAUAUUUAUUUAAUGAUGUCAUUGUUCUAUUUAUACUGUGUCUGUGACGAUUCACAAAUAAAAUGACGUGUUGGAUAAUCAAAA
Molecule: messenger RNA, 1920 nt
Organism: Morone saxatilis (striped sea-bass)
Lineage: Eukaryota; Metazoa; Chordata; Actinopteri; Moronidae
Gene: rgs4
Product: regulator of G protein signaling 4
Exons: 5
Coding region: 94-717 (207 amino acids)
Source: RefSeq, a predicted model, not a curated record